AUGUCCAUCCGCAUAGCUCUCGACAAUCAGCCCGAGUUCUUCACCAACCUCGACCAUGUGACGGGACGCAUCAUCCUCGGGCUCAAUCGCUCCGAGCAAGUCGGCAGCAUAGUCGUCAAGCUGGAAGGAGAAUCUGUCACUGCUCUGCAAGUCCCGAAUCCUUAUGAAGAGACUGGCCCCAGACCGACAGGUCCGUUGCCUGGUCCGCCCGGCAGCAUCGUGAGCGAGAAUCACAAGAUUUUAUACAAGGUCCAGCAGGUUUUCCCCGACGAAUACCACUCAAGUACUUCGAACCCAUAUGGCGCCUUCCCGCUGCAGCCGGGGGAACACGAGUUCCCCUUCAAGUUCAAGCUGCCCAUCAACAACGCCUGCAGCGACCCAAUGGCCAUGUCCAAGAUUGGCGGCCUCGCAGGCGUGGGCGGCUUCGGAUCCGGGGGCGGACUAUUCGGCAUGGGUGGAGUUCGAGUUAUGGAUGGCACGAAACAGCUGCACCUUCAGCAUGUUACCCGAACCCUCCCGCCAUCCUUGACAGGGUAUCCCAUGGAAGCCGAAGUCCGCUACUAUAUAAAAGUUACGGUCCAACGGCCCGGAUUUCUCAAGGAGAACUGGAGAUAUCAAAUCGGAUACAAAUUUCUUCCCAUCGAGCCUCCCAGGCCAGCACCAACUGGCCAGGAGGCGUUUGCCCGUCGUCCGUUUACCUUUCGGCCACGAUCGCCCGGUCCGCAAAGUAAAAAGAAGAACCCCUUUUUCGCAAAGAAGGGAGAGAAGAGCAGCAGCGAUAGCUCGAAUAACAAUGGUUCCGGUGUCGACUCACCAGGCAUGGCGCCGGCGCCAUCCAUCGAGAUGUCGGCUCGACUUCCGCACCCUUCGAUUCUCACAUGCAACCAACUCAUUCCUCUGCGGCUUAUCGCCAAAAAGCUGGUCGACUGUCCGGAACAAGUCAACCUAAUCUCGUUCCAGGUGGACCUCAUUGGCAUCACCGAAGUACGGACAUACAACAUCUACAACAAAAAGAUCAACCGCUGGGUUGUCGUCUCCAGCACCGACCUCAACAUACCCUUGACCUCUGGUCCAGAUGCUGAGGUCGGAUCCGAAGUCGUCGUACCGGAUACGUUGUGGAAAGACAAGCCACUUCCCAAUACCGUUGCUCCGUCGUUUGUCACCUGCAAUCUAUCCCGAAGAUAUGAAGUGGAAAUAAAGCUGGGACUAUGCUGGGGCAAGGCCAAGUCCAAUUUCAUCAGCAACCACCCUCAGACAAUAUUCCUCCCUUUGCACUUUGGAGCGACAGAAGUCUUCUCGGGCAUAACACCGCCGCCCGAACUUGUCAGGGCCGCUAGAAAUACUCGGCCUGGUCGGGCGACACUCAAUAUCCCCCCGCAACUGCCACCAAGACCAGGCAAUUCGGCACCCAGCUCACCAGUUGGUCCGCCGCACACUCAGAACCAGAUGCCGAACCUGCAUCAGCCCCAGGCGCCGAGACCGCAAAUGCCACAGCGGCCACCACAAGAUCCAUUGUACCCUCCUCAGCUACUGCCUGGGCAAACAGUACCGCCAUACGACGAUGCACCGCCAAGCUACGAUGAGGCAAUAGCCGAGAACUUGUCCGGACCAUUUGACGGAAUGCAGCCCCGACCAGCAUACAGUGGCGUUACCAACGAGAACGCACCAAGCCAAAUGCCUGCGGAGAAGAGAUGA
Molecule: messenger RNA, 1695 nt
Organism: Metarhizium brunneum ARSEF 3297
Lineage: Eukaryota; Fungi; Ascomycota; Sordariomycetes; Hypocreales; Clavicipitaceae
Biological process (GO): ubiquitin-dependent endocytosis
Cellular component (GO): cytoplasm; cytosol
Molecular function (GO): protein-macromolecule adaptor activity; ubiquitin protein ligase binding
Source: RefSeq, a predicted model, not a curated record